Messenger RNA from Oryzias latipes (Japanese medaka), 8723 nucleotides. It is a transcript of the gene abca2, whose product is annotated as ATP-binding cassette, sub-family A (ABC1), member 2. Gene Ontology annotation, biological process: transmembrane transport; lipid transport. Gene Ontology annotation, molecular function: ABC-type transporter activity; lipid carrier activity; ATP hydrolysis activity. The record is from RefSeq and is a predicted model, not a curated record. Gene Ontology annotation, cellular component: membrane; intracellular membrane-bounded organelle. NCBI's taxonomy places the organism in Eukaryota, Metazoa, Chordata, Actinopteri, Beloniformes, Adrianichthyidae.
CCCCCGCCCGUUGGUGAGGAUGGAUGAAGGCGGAAGCAGCUCCAACUGUCGCCGGCUCACAGGCGUCGUUCGGCCGCCUCUGAUCCAGCACCACAGCGCCGGGCCGGGCCGUGCGGGAUGAGGUCCCGCAGUGGAGUCACGCGCAGCCGCAGAGCGCCGCCGCGCUGUUGAAUUGUUGUAGCGGGACAUACGAGCGGGACUCGGGAUGGGGUUCCUCCAUCAGCUCCACCUUCUUCUGUGGAAGAACGUCUCUCUGAAAAGAAGGGGGCCGUGGGUUCUGGCCUUUGAGAUCUUCAUCCCUCUUGUUCUCUUUUUCAUCCUCCUGGGUCUGAGGCAGAAGAAACCAGCGAUUCCUGUCAAAGAAGCUUUCUACAGCGCUGCCCCACUCACCUCAGCUGGCAUCAUUCCCAUCAUGCAGUCGCUGUGCCCUGAUGGACAAAGAGACGAAUUUGGCUUCCUUCAGUACAAGAACUCUACUGUGACACAGCUGCUGGAACGGCUCAGUCAGGUGGUUGAACAGAACCGACUCUUCACGUCUGACCGACCUGGUCUGGGCCAGGACCUGGAGAACUUACAGCAACACCUGGAGGGUCUCGGCUCCACCCCUUUCCCACCCGACUAUAACUUCAGCAAGAGCCCAGAAUUCACCUUGGCCAGUGUUUUAAAGAACCAGACACUUUUCCAGCAGUUUCUGGUCAGGAACCUUUCCCUGUCCAGCUCCACAGCCAGCGCGCUGCUCAACUCCACUGUCAGCCUCGGGGAGAUGAACAGCCUCAUCUUUGGUGAAUUUCUCAGAGAUGCUGGAGGAGCUCAGCGCUGGGCUGACGGUGUGAAGGACUCCAAUCAAAAGCCUGAAGGCCCCAUUCAUGAGAUGAAAGAGAAGCUGCUGGGAGUUGUCCAGAGAUUCCACGGAGGGCUGCUACACAAGGCCCUGCAUGGCCCACCCAGAGAAGACCACAGACGAGCUCUGGUCAGACUGAUGGCCAGGGCCUUGGGCAUCACUGACGCCUCAGGAGGCGGGAUCAAUGAUCAGCAGGGAGUGCAGGAGGUGGAGGGAGUUCUCCUGACUGGAUCCAUGCUGGAGCUUCUCACCUGUGGAGAAAGAGGAGCCGCAGAGCUCAGGAAGAUCCUGCUGCUGCCUGAGGAGCAGCAACCUGCGCUGGAGGCCUAUCGCAGCUCAGUGUGCCGAGAGGGGCAGGGUCAGAGGUCGCAGCGCUUCAGACAGCUGAGCCAGGAGUUAAGAGAGCAGAUCAACACGCAGAGCCUCACUGAGAAGUUGCACCUGGAGCAGCCCAGCUUUUUGGCCGCCCUCUCCCCGGCGCAUCUGGCCGCCAUGUUGAAAGACCUGGCUGAUGUGGAGAGGCUUCUGAAGGAUCUGGACCUGCUCUCUGCUCUGGCUCGCCUGCUGCCCAAAGGAGCCUGUGCGGGUCAGAAGUCAGCGUCCAGCAUCGCCAACGGGACGUGGCCUCUAAACGCCACCACAUGGGGGCCCAACACCACAGACGCCUCCACAGAGGAGGGGAACCAAGGGGAACACGCAGACGGAAAAGAGGAAGCGGAGAACCCUCGUUCUCAGUUUUCCGCGUUUGUCCAGUUGUGGGCUGGACUGCAGCCCAUCCUGUGUGGGAACAACAGGAUCAUUGAGCCUGAAGCGCUGAAACAGGGCAACAUGAGCUCCCUGGGAUUCACCAGCAAAGAGCAGAGGAAUCUGGGCCUCCUGGUUCAUUUGAUGACUGCAAAUCCCAAGAUCCUCUACUCCCCCAUCGGCUCCCAGGUGGACAAAGUCAUUCAGAAGGCAAACGAGACGUUUGCGUUCAUUGGAAACGUGACGCAUUACGCUCGAGUGUGGCUCAACGUCUCCGCUCAGCUGCGGACUUUUCUGGAGGAGGGUCGACUGGAGGGCCACCUGAAGUGGCUGCAGCAGCUGUCCUCAGAGCUUCAGCAGCAUCCUCAGCUGCUCAACGGCACCGACAGCGAGCUGAUGCAGGGCCUGCUGGAGGGGAACUACACCAUUCCUAACAGCUCCACCCUACUGGAGCAGCUGGACACCAUCGAUAAUGCUGCCUGCGGCUGGUCCCACUUCAUGUCAAAGGUCAGCGUGGACGUCUUCAAAGGGUUUCCCGACGAGGACAGCAUCGUCAACUACACGCUGAACCAGGCGUACCAGGACAACGUCUCCGUGUUCGCCAGUGUGAUUUUCCAGACCAAUAAGGACGGCACCUUGCCCCCUCAUGUUCUGUACAAAAUAAGACAGAACUCAAGCUUCACAGAGAAGACCAAUGAAAUACGAAGAGCUUACUGGCGUCCAGGUCCCAACACGGGCGGAAAGUUCUACUUCCUCUACGGCUUUGUCUGGAUCCAAGAUAUGAUGGAGAGAGCGAUCAUCAACACGUUUGUUGGUCACGAUGUGGUGGAGCCGGGUAACUACGUCCAGAUGUUCCCAUACCCGUGUUACACCAGAGAUGAUUUUCUGUUUGUGAUUGAGCACAUGAUGCCUCUGUGCAUGGUGAUUUCCUGGGUCUACUCGGUCGCCAUGAUGAUUCAGCACAUCGUGGCUGAGAAGGAGCAUCGGCUCAAAGAGGUGAUGAAGAUGAUGGGUCUGAAUAAUGCAGUCCACUGGGUGGCCUGGUUCAUCACCGGCUUCGUCCAGCUGUCCAUCUCUGUCACUGCUCUGACAGCCAUCCUGAAGUACGGCCGGGUGUUGCUCCACAGCGACCCUUUGAUCAUAUGGCUCUUUCUGACCAUCUAUGCCGUGGCCACCAUCAUGUUCUGCUUCUUGGUGUCGGUGAUCUACUCCAAAGCGAAGCUGGCUUCCGCCUGUGGAGGAAUCAUCUACUUCCUCAGUUAUGUGCCCUACAUGUACGUGGCCAUUAGAGAAGAGGUAGCCCACGAUAAGAUCACUGCAUUCGAGAAGUGCAUCGCUUCACUGAUGUCCACCACUGCCUUUGGUCUCGGUUCCAAGUAUUUCGCGCUGUACGAGGUGGCUGGUGUUGGUAUCCAGUGGCGGACCAUCAGUCAAUCCCCAGUGGAAGGUGAUGACUUCAAUCUUGGACUGUCAAUGAUGAUGCUGAUCAUCGACGCUGCAGUGUACGGUGUGCUUACCUGGUACAUCGAGGCCGUUCAUCCAGGCAUGUACGGGCUCCCUCGUCCAUGGUACUUCCCCCUUCAGAGGUCCUACUGGUCAGGUAGUGGACGUGUGGAGACGUGGGAGUGGCCAUGGUGUGGGGGUGGAGCUACCAGGCUUAGUGUGAUGGAGGAGGAUCAGGCGUGUGCCAUGGACCAGCGCAGGUCAGAGGAAAUGCGUGGGAUAGAAGAAGAGCCGAGCCACCUGCCUCUGGUCGUUUGCAUCGACAAACUGACCAAAGUCUACAAGAACGGCAGCAAACUGGCCCUCAACAAACUCAGCCUGAACCUCCAUGAAAACCAGGUGGUCUCCUUCCUGGGACACAACGGCGCUGGAAAGACCACCACCAUGUCCAUCCUGACAGGCUUGUUUCCUCCCACCUCUGGCUCUGCUACCAUAUAUGGGCAUGACAUCCGCACUGAGAUGGAGCGCAUUCGCCAGAACCUGGGCAUGUGUCCACAGCACAACGUUCUGUUUGACAAGCUGAGCGUGGAGGAACACCUGUGGUUCUACUCCAGACUCAAGGGCAUGGCGGAAGAGGACAUCCGCAAGGAGAUGGACAAGAUGAUCGCUGACCUGGAGUUGUCAAACAAGCGGCACAGCCUGGUGCAGACGUUGUCGGGUGGGAUGAAGAGGAAGCUCUCUGUGGCCAUAGCCUUUGUCGGAGGCUCCAGGGCCGUCAUCCUGGAUGAGCCCACAGCCGGGGUGGACCCUUACGCUCGCAGAGCCAUCUGGGACCUCAUCCUGAAGUACAAGCAAGGCAGAACAAUUCUGCUGUCCACCCACCACAUGGAUGAGGCUGACCUUCUGGGAGAUCGCAUCGCCAUCAUCUCCCACGGAAAACUCAAGUGCUGCGGCUCGCCUCUGUUCCUCAGGAGCACCUAUGGAGACGGAUACAAGCUGACACUGGUCAAAAAGCAGCCAGAAGGCCGAGGCCAAAGCAGCCAGCUGCUGACUCCUCCCACCCAGUCACCAUCCUCCGCCCAGUCACCGUGCUCCGAGACUCGAGUCACCAAGUUCAUCCAGCAGUUUGUGGCCUCCUGCCUGCUGGUGUCUGACUCCAACACAGAGCUGUCCUACGUCCUGCCCUCUGAGGCCGUGAAGAAGGGCUGCUUCGAGAGGCUGUUCCAGGCUUUAGAGCAGAACCUGACCAGUUUAGCUUUGACCAGCUUCGGGGUGAUGGACACCACCCUGGAGGAAGUCUUCCUCAAAGUGUCUGAGGAGGACCAGUCUCUGGAAAACAGCGAUGCUGACAUGAAGGGAUCCCCAGGGGGCAGUUCUGUGGGGAAGUCGUCUGUGGGCUCGGGAGCCCAGGAGGGGCCGCAGGUGGAGAUGGAGCCCCCACAGCCAGAGAUGGAGCUGAACAAUCUGUUACUGUGCUCCAAACUGAGCCAGAGCCAGUCCUCCCUGAAGUCCUCCUCCUCUGUGGGCUCUGUGAGGGGCGAUGAAGGAGGGCUGUAUGCAGACUUCUAUGGAGACUACUGUCCGCUCUUCGACACCGCUCAGGAGUCUGACUCCGCCAGUCUAAGAGAUGAAGAGAACCCCCCAACCCCUGAAACAGUCCUGCAGGGACAGGGCAGCUUCAAGCUGGAUGGCUGGUGGCUGAAGCUGAGUCAGUUUCAUGGCCUCCUCAUCAAGAGGUUUCACUGCGCAAAGAGGAACACAAAGGGCCUUUUCUCCCAGAUCCUGCUGCCUGCCUUUUUUGUGUGUGUGGCCAUGACCGUGGCUCUGUCUGUACCGGAGAUAGGUGAUCUGCCCCCCCUGAUUUUGUCUCCAUCUCAGUAUCAUAAUUACACCCAACCCAGAGGCAACUUUAUCCCCUACGCCAAUGAGGAGAGACCCCAGUACAGGAACAAGUUGUCGCCUGACGCUAGCACGCAGAAGAUCAUCAACACCCUCCGCCUACCCUCUGGGGUGGGGGCUACAUGUGUCUUAAAGACCCCCUUCAACAGCACACUGGACCAGCUUGCCCAGACGCUGAACCCCAGUGCCAACAACUCCAAGACCCUGGCUGCGCAGUACUUUGACUCCAUGUGUCUGGAUUCCUUCACUCAGGGGGUUCCCCUCUCCAACUUUGUCCCCCCUCCACCUUCACCGGCCCCUUCAGAUGACCCAGACCCUCGUUUCGUGGACGGGCUUUGGAACUUCACACUCCCCCCUCCAACAGUCCGUGAGCCGGUCACAUCUCCCCCCACCCUGCCCCUGUCCAUCCACGAGCCGGUGCGCUGCACCUGCUCAAUGCAGGGCACGGGCUUCUCCUGCCCCAGUGGCGUGGGAGGACGCCCACCCCUCGUGAAAGUGGUAACGGGUGACAUCCUGGUGGACAUCACUGGCCGCAAUGUCUCUGAGUACCUGCUGUUCACCUCGGACCGGCUCCGCCUGCACAGAUAUGGGGGGCUGACGGUGGGAAACAUCCAGAAGUCGGUUCCUGCCUCUUUUGGGAGAAAGAUCCCUCCGAUGGUUCGUAAGAUUGCAGUGCGCAGAUCCGCUCAGGCUCUGUACAACAACAAAGGCUACCACAGCAUGCCGACGUACCUCAAUGUCCUCAACAACGCCAUCCUGCGAGCUAACCUGCCCCCCUCCAAGGGGAACCCCGCUGCCUAUGGCAUCACACUGACCAACCACCCGAUGAACCGGACCAGCGCCAGCCUCUCUUUAGACUACUUGCUCCAGGGCACCGACGUGGUCAUCGCCAUCUUCAUCAUUGUGGCCAUGUCUUUUGUUCCAGCCAGCUUUGUGGUUUUCCUGGUGGCAGAGAAGUCCACGAAGGCCAAACACCUUCAGUUUGUUAGCGGCUGUGACCCUGUCAUUUAUUGGCUGGCCAACUAUAUUUGGGACAUGCUCAACUAUCUGGUUCCUGCCACGUGCUGCAUCAUCAUUCUGUUCGUCUUCGACCUGCCGGCUUACACCUCCCCAACCAAUUUUCCUGCUGUGCUCUCCCUCUUCCUGCUGUAUGGGUGGUCCAUCACCCCCAUCAUGUACCCAGCAUCCUUCUGGUUUGAAGUUCCCAGUACAGCCUAUGUGUUCCUGAUAGUCAUCAACCUCUUCAUCGGCAUCACUGCAACCGUGGCCACCUUCCUCCUGCAGUUAUUUGAACACGACAAGGAUCUUAAAAAAGUCAACAGCUACCUUAAGUCCUGUUUCCUCAUCUUCCCCAACUACAACCUGGGCCAUGGCCUGAUGGAGAUGGCUUACAACGAGUACAUCAACGAGUACUACGCAAAGAUAGGACAGUUUGAUAAAAUGAAAUCUCCGUUUGAGUGGGACAUCGUGACUCGGGGACUUGUUGCCAUGACGAUCGAAGGCUUUGUUGGGUUCCUCAUCACCAUCCUCUGCCAGUACAACUUCCUCAGGAAACCUCCGCGAGUCCCUGUGAGCUGCCAGCCCAUAGACGAUGAUGACGUGGACGUGGCCUGCGAAAGACAGCGAGUGCUGCGAGGGGACGCCGACAGUGACAUGCUGAAGAUUGAAAACAUGACUAAGGUGUACAAAUCCAGGAAGAUGGGCCGCAUCCAGGCGGUGGACCGGCUCUGUCUCGGGGUCCGCCCAGGAGAGUGCUUCGGGCUGCUGGGAGUGAACGGAGCAGGAAAGACCACCACCUUCAAGAUGCUGACAGGAGACGAGUGCACCACUGGAGGGGAGGCUUUUAUCAACGGACACAGCAUCCUGAAGGACCUCCUGCGUGUGCAGCAGAGCAUCGGCUACUGCCCGCAGUUUGACGCCCUUUUCGAUGACAUGACUGCCAGGGAGCAUCUGCAGCUCUACACCCGGCUCCGCGGCGUUCCCUGGAAGGACCAGGCCAAGGUGGUGGAGUGGGCGUUAGAAAAGCUGGAGCUGUCCAAGUACGCAGAUAGACCCGCCGGCACGUACAGCGGAGGGAACAAGCGUAAACUUUCCACGGCUAUUGCUCUGAUCGGAUUCCCGCCGCUCAUCUUCCUGGACGAACCCACCACUGGCAUGGACCCCAAGGCCCGCAGGUUCCUUUGGAAUUUAAUCCUGGACAUAAUCAAGACUGGACGCUCAGUGGUGCUGACGUCACACAGCAUGGAGGAGUGUGAGGCCUUAUGCACCAGACUGGGAAUAAUGGUGAACGGCCGGUUCAAAUGCCUGGGCAGCAUCCAGCACCUGAAGAACAGGUUUGGGGAUGGAUACAUGAUAACGGUGAGGACCAAAAGCAGCGUCAAUGUCAAGGAGGUGGUUCGAUUCUUCAACAGAAACUUUCCUGAAGCAGUGCUGAAGGAGCGCCACCACACCAAGGUCCAGUACCAGCUGAAGUCUGAACGGAUCUCUCUGGCUCAAGUCUUCAGUAAGAUGGAGCAGGUGAUGGAGGUUUUGGGCAUCGAGGACUACUCUGUCAGUCAGACCACUCUGGACAACGUUUUUGUCAACUUUGCCAAGAAACAGAGCGACAACCUGGAGCAGCAGGUGGUGUCGCUGCCUGGUGGGGGGCAGUCUCCCCUGCAGCGCAUCCUGAGCCUCCUGAAGUCCAGGCCGGCUAACACGGAGCUCAGCGCGCUGAUCAGCGAGGCGCCAGAUGAGCUGGAGAGUGACGAUGAUGAAGGACUCAUCAGCUUUGAGGAGGAACGGGCGCAGCUCUCCUUCAGCACCGACACUCUCUGCUGAGAGCCGCACAUGCCUGUCUGAGCUCCCAGGCUCCCAGGUCGACCACGCAUGAGGAGGAGCACAGCGCAGAGGUGUCCAUGGCGUCCGCUGAGGGUGUGGCGGCGACGCCGUGCUCCUGGACUUUGACAUUUGUUUUGAGAAUGUGCGAGGGGCCGCCGCAGCCGGUUCUCCGCUGGUCCACAGCUGGCUCUGGGUUUGGACCAGACUCGCCUUUAAGCAUGCUGCAGUGAUGGGAUCUUUGAAGCCUGCCUUUCUGUGGCAACGAGGGCCCGUUCUAACGGAGGCGAGCUGGCGGCCGCUGCAGCAGAGAGCCUUUUAGCUGAUGUCAGACGCAGCUUGGUUCCUGUCCUCGGGGUGCCUCCCCAGCCCAACUUUCUGUGAUGAUGUACUUUUUGGUUUCCUGAAUGUUCAUUUGUGCUUUUAAGUCAUGGUGUAGGUGACCGUGUGUAAAUAACUGCUCUGCUGUGCAGUUGACAUUCCUGACAGCUCUGUGUCUCUUUUCAAGCGGUUUUUAUCUCUGAUCACUUCAGACUAACUACUAUUGAUGGGUGAAAUAUUUGUUGGCAUGUGGUUUGAAUGACGGCUUCUAUGGUGGCUGAGUUGUUACCGUCCUGUCGACAAUAAUCCCCUUUUCCCUCCUUUCACAGCAGAUUCCACUCCUUCCUUUGGUGAUCCUUCAUGUAUUUGGUUUAAAAUAAAACGUUAUAGUUUGAUCUCAGAAUGAAAACCUGCUCAGACGUUGUUUGUGGAUUCUAGCUUCAAAGCUCGCGGCAGCAAACGGAAACACUCGCCACUGACGGUGAAGACGAAAGAAUCAGGGAUUUAGGGAAAAACUCAAACCGACAUGAAUCUGUUUUUUAUUAUCACCAGCAGCUAAUGCCUUCAUGUGCAGUCACGAGUAAAUGUAAUUUGAUUUUGCUCUAAGAUUCAGAUUGAUUUCACUUCACCGAUGAUUAAAUGUUGUUUCAGAGCAUCA